Molecule: messenger RNA, 339 nt
Organism: Leptosia nina
Lineage: Eukaryota; Metazoa; Arthropoda; Insecta; Lepidoptera; Pieridae
Source: the annotation of a GenBank genome assembly
AUGGGUCAUAAUAAAGUCUUAUUUUUCACAUUUAUUUUGCUAAUAGCAUGUAUUUCAGGAUACGAGCUUUCUGACGUGAAAUCAGCACGAAUCGAGACAUGUCGGGGUUGUUCCUUAAAUCGUUUACCAGAAGUAAAGAACUUUGUGAUGCAAGAUGCUCCACUAUAUGAAAACUUGGAAGUAAAGUUUAUAAGUGGGGCGCCUCCAGAACUAGUCCUUUUAGGUGAUGGUGAUGUAGAGUUGGAAAGACUUCCACUUUCCAGUCUUAAACGUCAAGAUUGCAAUGAAUUAUUAAAGAGUAAAGGUUUUGAAAUGAAAUCUAAAAAAGAGGAAUUUUAA